Molecule: messenger RNA, 399 nt
Organism: Phytophthora sojae
Lineage: Eukaryota; Oomycota; Peronosporomycetes; Peronosporales; Peronosporaceae
Exons: 2
Coding region: 1-399 (132 amino acids)
Source: RefSeq, a predicted model, not a curated record
AUGGGUGGCGAGCAGGAUGUUCCCUACGCCAUCCACGUCGAGGACGAGCCGACCUCCAAGGACGACCAGGGCAUAACGGUCGGCAAGUGGGAAGUCGGCUUCUGCGGCUGCUGCACGCACAUGGUGCCCAACUGCCUCAUGUACGACCUCGCGCUCGUGCUCUUCAUCCUGCUGUUCGUCCUCUCGGGUGGCGUGGGAGGCAUUGUCGGCGCCAUUUGGCUCUGCCAGGCGCGCACCCAGACGCGCGAGCGCUUCCAGAUCCCCGGAAGUUGCUGCGGAGACUGCAUGGUCUCGUUCUGCUGCGCCAUGGCGCAACUCGCCACGCACAUCAAGAGCUACAAGCCGGGUGACUGCUCUUUUGGACCUCAGGACACGCUGGCCGCCUACCAGCGCGCUUAG